ACUUAUGGAUUCAGGAUAACGACGUUCGACGUCCAUUAUCCGUACUGUGCCCUACUUUAUGAGCAACUUUGUGCUCGGGUUUCUAUAGUUCUUGAUAAUAGUCGAAGUUAAGAUGUACUGCGCGAUAAUCUUCUCUGAAAUAAGUUACGGUUGUUCGAACUGACAAGAAAACCGCAAAAAUUGCGGGCAACUUGGACAACAACCAUGGUGGAUAAAUAAUGUUUCAUUGAUAAGAUUUUCUUGAAACGGCAACUUAAGAUAUUUUAACGCUCCAAAAAAAGGUUCCAUUGUGUCUGUCUUACUUUUGCUGGAACAACAAGCUGAUUAGUAAUGCAGAUUUUGAUGAAAGGAUUUCUUGAUUCGUAUCAAGCCUAUGAGUUCAAUAUCUUGGAUCAAAGAGUUUGCUUUAACUAAGUAAAUAUCCCAAUUUUGUUUCUUAAAAAGAAGUGAUAUAGGUGCCAAACAUGACAUCCAUUGCAAUGGAGGAGUACGAGCUCAUGAAUGACCCAAAAUAUCGGGUGUAUGUUUCACAUGUGGAUAAGGCAUUGAAAAAUUUUGAAUCGACAAGCGAAUGGGCAGACUUGAUAUCUGCCCUUGGAAAGCUUAACAAAGUAUUGUCAAGUCAUGCAAAAUUUCCUGUCAUUCCAAGGAGAAUUAAAAUUUCAAAAAGAUUGGCACAAUGCAUGCAUCCUGCUUUACCAUCUGGGGUUCACUUGAAAGCCUUGGAUACUUACGAUAUUAUUUUCAAGUGUAUGGGUACCAAUAGACUCAGCCAUGAACUGUUUAUCUACAGUGCAGGUCUCUUUCCACUACUGGGUCAUUCUGCCAUGAAUGUGAGGCCUUCGCUUCUGAAGGUUUACGAAACACAUUUUGUACCAUUGGGGGAGAGGUUACGUCCUGGUUUGAGUGGAUUUUUAAGCGGAGUCCUUCCAGGAUUAGAGGAAGGUUCCGAUUACUUCGAAAGAACAAACCUGUUGUUAGAAAAAGUAUGCGAGGGUGUAGGUGCAGAACAUUUCUAUAGUUGCCUGUGGGGCUGCUUGUCAUCAAACUCUGUCAUUCGGUUUCCAGCCAUAUCAUUUGUAUUAGCUCAUUUUAAUAAAAAAUUUUCCAUGGAGGAACAGUCAUACAUCAUGGGCCUUAAUUCUGACACAAUGGUUGCAGCACUUUGCACCGGUGUCCAAGAUAGUUCCGUUUUGGUUCAGAGGUGCUCUUUGGAUUUUCUACUAGUCGGUUUCCCAAUGCACAGUAGUUAUUUGCAACAUAAAGAUAUGGUGUUGCUUCUUACCGCUGCUCUAGUCACAAUUCUUAGGCGGGAUAUGAGUUUAAACAGACGCUUAUUCGCAUGGCUCCUGGGAACUGAAGUAAAUACAUCGAUCCUUAAAAAGACGCUGGACUCCACAGCUACAAAUAUUCCUACAACGUACUUUGACACGUACUCCAAAGAAACAUUGAUUGAUAGCAUAAAGUUCACGCUUAGAACGGUAACAGAGGAAAAUCCGAAAGACCUGAAGCCAUAUAAGAUAUUGAAUUCUUUAAUGGAUAAACUCGACAUCGGUCCUGUAAUUCUUGACGAUAUUCUACAUGACGUGUUUAGGACUUUCCUAAAAGCAUGUGGGCAGUCGGAGAAAAGUCCUAAAUCCAACGAAGUAGUGAAGUCGGCGAAUCUCUUAUUUUCCACUUUGGAGCCGUCUUAUGUUUGGACCUAUUGCGGAUGUUUGUUUGAUAAGGCAUGUGAGAGAAGAGAAAAAGGUCAGGAAGAAGACCGAGCAAAAACACCUAACUUUUCCGCUCUCCAGGCCGUCGGUAGCGGUUUUCCAGGAUUGACGGAAGUCUGUUUACUCACGGAAUUUCUUCUAGAAACUGUAUCUUUAGAUGCUUUCGUGGAUACAUCUUCUGAACAUCUUCCCAGGCUUUUUUAUCAGAUAAUAAAUCGAACGUCAGAUCUUCUUGACAUUUUACAACCUACUGAGAUUUUAAAAUGUCUCAAUCUUUGUAGUCGAAUAUUAUCCAAGGUGCAGCCAACUGUGAUUAGUCCUUACACGGACAAAUUGUCAGAUCCACAGAAUAAAAUAAAUCCGGAUGUUAAUCAAAUUGGAUCACAAAAUGAAAAGCUACAGGUGUCAACUGCCUUGGAAAAAAGUCAAUCCGACAGCAAGUUAAAUAAAGCGAAGGAUUUGUUGAAUAGUACUCCAACUUCUACCGGAAGGAGUCCUAGUCCGAGAAGACGGGCUAAUUCCGGUAGCGCGGCUAAAAAAAGUGAGAGGAAAUCGAAAAAGAAGAUAGCUAGUAAAAGUACGUCGAAGCUAAACGAGAACUAUACAAUUCAGGCUGAUGGUACUAGCAUUUCUGUCAUAGUAAAUGAUGAGAAGUCAUUGCCACGAAAUAAAAGUAUGGAUGACAUAAAAACGAAGCCCAACGAAAAGGAUGGUUGUGAUUCACCAAGAGAUGAUCCAAUGGCCAAAUCUUUAUCUGACUCUAAUACCAUAGGAACAUCCAAUAGAAGUCCAUCUUCUGCGCUUUGGGCCCAACGAUCCAUUAUUGAAAAAUGUUUACGACAAUACGAAUUGUUUUAUGUAAAAUUAAUAAGUAACAGAAUUCUCGGUAGGGAAAAAAGAACAGUUUCAGAUAUGUUUAAUGAAUUGCGAAAUCCUCACCCAAGGGAGACUUUUGAUGAGAGAACAAAUUAUUUGGAACAACUUUUAUGCUCAAGACUUAAUUCUGAGGUUUCAAUUCCCCAUUAUGAGGACAAUGAAUUUACCAAACCAGAUGGAUAUGACAUUGAUAUUUCACGUUUUUGCAUCGAGUCAGUGUUACUUUCCAACUGGGACGAAGUCCUAAAAGUCUCUUCGACUUUAUUCGUCGAAUUAUCCACGUUUCCGACAUACUUCCUUCCUGCCGAUGGAAUUUUUAUCAAAGAUGAGCCUGACGACCAGAAAAACGCUAUUCUGCCAGACUGGUUGAAGGCUCUGGUAGUCUGUGCUUGUUGGCUUGGAAGACAUCCGGCUUUGCAACUCACCAGCAUGGCAACAUUAUUAGAUUUGAUUGCUCUCUUAAAAACACACACUGAAGUAAAGCCUCACCCUAAAAAUGAAGACGGAGUUACGACUGUUGUUAUGAUGCCUAUGCUCAAAGAGUGGCAUCUUAACUACUUAAUGAAACGUACCAACGUUUUUCAGAUACUGGCGUAUUCUUUGUGGUGUCACCUCGGUGAGCUACCAGCCCAUAAAUUUCGUAUGAGAUGCGUGGAACUUUUGCAUGAGUUGCACCAUGCAUUGCAUAGCUCUUGUGAUGCCGUUGAAGACGUAAUAGGUUGUGCCUUAACUUACGAAGGUUCAGAGAAAAGGCUCGAAGCAUUCUACAGGUUUGCAACCUUAUGGCACCUUGGCCGUGACGUGGAAACCAAUCCCAGACUUAGGGGUUGUUUGAGGACAUUUGACAAGUCAUUACUGAAAAUGUUGGACAACUUGCAGCUCUCUGAUAAUUCACCGUUAAAACUUCAUGCUCAGUCUUGGCUUCUUCAUUCUCUAGUCCGGGGAGAUAUCUCUCGAAUUGUCGAUCCUGUGUUGACGAUCCUUUUGGACCCUUCAACGUGUCGCGUCAGCGUCCUUCACGUAAGCAUACAGCACAGCAAUACGAUCAUGACAAGAAACGAACCCAUUGAGGACAAAUCUGAGAUUCAGGACGACGUGGAAGGUGCCGCUAAGAUCUAUGCCAUCAGUUCAGUCGACGGAAACGUAAUUUAUCACGUUAGCGAGUCCACGGACGAUGACUCGAAAUUGAAACGCGGCAAGAAGAAAAAGCCCUCCAUAAAUCCUGUGAAAGUGAAGCGAAUCUUCGCCGUAACGACUUUAGCGUCGUGUAAUAACGGCAUGAAUUACGUUACAGAGAGGAACCAGUUUAUGAAGGAGCUCGAAGUGCCUGCGAGCAUAUCCGGCAGUAGGAAUUUCUCUGUCUUCGUAAAUCCUUUGUCAUUAAACUGUAAUGCCAAUUCGAAUGAAUCCCUGAACGAAGAAGAUUGCUUGGUCGGUGUAAAAAAAACGAGUCUCGGCAGCGAUUUGCUGAAAAAUGCAACGAGAUUUAAAGGCACAAUUUUCGAUAAGGGCUCGAGCGCUAGCCUCGACGAAAGUCUUUUUGAGUCAGCUACGUCCAGUUCUAAGAUCAAGGAAAAAAGUACAACUAAAAAAUCUAACGGAGAUGCCGAGUCUUCUCUAGACUCUAUCACGAAUAGCUUCGACUCGAGCAGCCCUGAAGCAGCAGAUGGACAAGCCAAAUUUCACAAGGACGCAGUCUUAUCUGGCAGCUCUAGAGAAAUUGCUGGGUGUUUCGUGAGAGGAAGAUAUCACAGCGCAAAUGAAUUUUCCACCUCUUAUGAUAUGCAUGAUACGGUGGGAAGUUUCGAAGCCGCUGCCGAAGUGCCCAGCUGGACCAUGGGGGAAGACGAAGGGGAUCAAGAUCGUAGUACUACUGCUGACGAGCAUUUAGGGAAUUCGGGAAGCGCUAGCGCUGUCGAAGACGUUCUUAAUGAAGUCAUGGAUAGGGUUAUGCUGAAACUUUACGAAAUCGAGCCGAAUAAAACGCUGGAUGAAUCCAUUCGGUCGGACGUAGGAACAAAACGAAAUUCCGGCGUUGGAGUUCACAAUCUUCAUUCGCACAUGCUUUUGUAUUGUGGCGUGUACGAUUCAUCCCGAACGCUUUAUGCAUUGCGAACACUUAGGAACGAAUUUUUGACGAAUACAAGAAUGUUUCUAUGCUCCGCUGCAACGACUGGUGUAACGAGUAAUGCAAAAAAUACUACUUUGCUUCACUUACUGGCUAGACAUAGAAAAAGCGUGUUUGGCAGGAGUUUUUUUGGCGACGUAGCCAGCACGGAAUUCAUAACAGCAUACAGAAGCAGUAUGUACCUAGAGGUUUUGAUCAGUGUGUGCCUUUAUUUCGCCAGAAGUUAUUACCCUAACUUGGGCCAGAUGAGAUUAACAAAGGAAGAAAUUUCAGGAAACAGGCAGGUUCAAUUAGCUAGCUGUGAACUCCUGACUUUAAUAUUUUCCGAGUUGAUUGCAAUAGUACGCGAUUCGGGAAAAGGAUUCAGUUGUUACAUAGUCGAUUUGUUAGCAAAAUGCAAAGUACAGAAAGUGACUCUUCACUGUCUUUUAUCCACGGUACUCAAUAUGAAGACAGUGCAGAGAGAGGGCCACGAUGUUUUCACGUUUACAGAAGAAAUAGUGUCAUUUAAUGAUCCUGUACCCGAGGGUGACACGAACAAGUGUAAAUAUCGUUCAAGUGAUCACACCGAAGCACUCCAGAUCCAAUUGUUGAGGUUACUCUUGGCACUGAUAAUGUUAGAGCAUCAAUGUGGGAUACAAAAAGGAGAUGAAGUUGCUCUUGUUACUCAACAAACCCCACCAACUCCUACAAAAUCACCACCGAAUCUGACUGGAAAUACAUUAAAGUAUGUGGCCGGUGCACCUAUACCUCAACAGCCAAUGUUUUUGGCCAGCAUUCUUAGUGCUCUGCAAUUGGAUCACAUGAGACACCUGCAUCAACACUGGACGACUUUAGUUACAUCCAGUCUUCCCUUCAUGGAAUCAUCGUUAACGAUUCUCGUUACUUCUGUCAUACAUCAGCUGUGUUGUAAUGUUGAGCACUUAGCCUCGUAUUAUGUCAGCGAAAGUACAGCCGUAACGUUUAGAUUACAAGAUAUAAGUACUUUGGAAUGUUGCUUACCAGCGGAUUAUACGAUCACGCAGUUGGAAGCCCUGACCUUUUUAUUGCAUUACUGUCUUUUGGACACUUCUCAGCAAAUCAGUUUUUCAUUUAAUCAACCUACGAAUGGAACCAUUCAAGCAGGUGUCCCUGGGGCAAAUCCAGGACAGAUAUUUAAUAAUCUAAUUCACGUUUUCAUGCCGAGCCCAUUCUUGCCUGAACUCGGUAAUCAGAAGGACAAAGGGACCACAAAUGAGCAGUACUUGCAAGCUAGAAGAUCAGCUCUUAGCCACUUACCUAGAAUAAUAGCGUCGCUGUCGACACUCUGGCAAGCACUUCAUGUCACGAAAGAGAACGAGCAACCUAAUGGCGUUAUCGGCAGUCCCAGAAUGGUGAGGCACCAACUCUUGGAACUUCUGUCCCCGAUAUCUUUCCACCAUGGAGUCAACUUCCUCGCUGCUGUAGCUGUGGCUUGGCAUGAAAGACGACAACCUUCUCUUAACUCGAAAAAAGUUCUACCGGAAGUUUCUUCGGAUCAACAAGUUAUGGUAGAUUUAGUGAGUGCAAUUCGAGUUAUGCCCAUCGAUACUCUAGUGCAAACGGUUCAUCAAGUUGUCAAAGCUCCGCCUCCUAUUCAAGGCAUUAAGCAAGACUUUUCAUUGGAAGUCUCCUUGUUGGAGCUGUUAUACGUUUAUAUGCAAAGUAAUACUUCUCAGUCACUCGCGGAAUCUUGGACAUCUUUACAUGGCCUGUUGAAAGAUGGACUGUCAUUGACAGCGCCUGCUCAAUUUCUUUUACUAGCUGUCUUGCACGAGUAUAUACAAAAAUGCCCACCGAUGUUAGAAAAAAAAGACAUUCGAGAUUUACAAGACAUAUCGGCUAAGUUGGUAGAGUCAUGUUCGCAAAUUGCUGGGGCGUGUUUGGAACAGACUAAUUGGCUGCGCAGGAAUUUGGCUGUUCGAGAAGACGUUUUUGAAGUAGCAGAUGGAUCCGCCGAAGGAUCUCCAGGUACUCCGCCGAAUGCAGCAUACAGUGUUCAAGCGCAAGCUGUACUGGCGGAAAUAUUGGCACCCUUGUUGGAUGUCAGUUACGGAUCACAGGAAAAAGAAAGGGUAGUUACUUUGUUGACUAACCUUAUGUACAAUAUCACGCCGUAUCUGAAGAAUCAUACAGUAAAAAAUAUUCCUUCGUUCACUGCCUGCUCACAACUACUUAGUUCGUUAUCAGGCUACCAAUAUACCAGAAAAGCCUGGCGGAAAGACGUCCUCGAUUUGUUACUAGAUUCUGCAUUUUUCCAAAUGACCCCCCAGUGCCUACCUCAUUGGAGGACAAUUAUUGAUAAUCUGAUGACGCAUGAUAAUACGACGUUUGGAGAUCUUAUGAAUCGAGUAUCCGUCACUCCAAGCAGCAGUAUCAGCUUGUUUUCUUCGAAAGAGCAGGAAUACGAACAAAGAGCGCAGCUCUUGAAAAGGCUAGCUUUCGUUAUUCUUUGCAGCGAAAUGGAUCAAUACCAUAAAUACAUGCCGACGAUUCAAGAACGUUUGGCGGACAGUUUGCGCUUACCCCAGGUAAUUCCAUCCAUUCAAGCGCAGGUAUUUCUAUGUUUUCGUGUCCUGCUCCUAAGAAUGUCGCCUCAACAUGCGACUUCGUUGUGGCCGGUAAUUGUUAGCGAAUUAGUGCAAGUGUUUUUGCAUAUAGAACAAGAGUUGAGCACUGAUACCGAAGAAUUUAGUCGUCAGAGCAGUUCCCAUAUAAAGCUUUUAUCCGCACUGGAUUCAUCAUGGGCUAUAAAUGCAAGUAAUGGACUUCAAGCACACGGUCAUCCACAUUGGUUACAGUUGCAACUAGCAGCUGCAAAACUGCUAGAUUUGGCUUUGUUGUUGCCCGCAGACAGAUUACCUCAAUUCCAGAUGUACAGAUGGGCUUUUGUUGGUGAUAAAGCGGCAGAGAGCACUGGAGUCGAAAGCAAUAAUUUAUCUUCGGAUUUUGUUCCACAUAUAACAAGGAUAGCAAAAUUAAUGGAUUUUAAGUAUCAGGAGGCAACACCUUUGACAAGACCCCCAGGCGAACUUUUGUUGACGUCUGCCGGUAUAAGUUCUCUCCAAGAUUUACAUCCUUUUUUCACCUCUCUGAGCCGCAGAAAUGAAGAUUGUCAAACACCUGUAAAUUUGAUUCAGCUGGAAACUGUGAUCGAACGAGAUUUCCUUGACAAGAUGAUUAGUGUACCAACAAGAUAAUAAGAAGAGCGAAGUAUUCUUAUCACAGAAAGGCCAUUUGCAUGAUCGUCAAAGAAACUCCCACACGACAAAUAUAUUGUUAUUUAGGUAUUGAAGAAAUACCUCGCCAUUAACAACACACGUACGCAACUGUAUCAUAUUUAAAAUUCAAAUAUCAAUACACUUUGGAAUGAUACUUACGCUUUAUUCGACAUUAGUAAACGAAGAAAUUCCACUAACCAAUACUUUUGGAUUUUAUUUUCUCAUUUCUGUUUUCAAAUUAUUCUGAGUACUCACAAAAAUGUCUAAUCACUCUGUACAGCUUGACUAUGUAGGUAAUGUGGCGAGGUAUCAAUCUUUGUUAUUUUUACGAAUACACGUAUUCACAUAUGAGUGUCGUGGCAGACACACCUUUCAGUCAUGAUUUCUACAAAGACGUUACACUAUAUAUCUAUGUNAUGUUAUACUGCAUAAGUUACCUGUAACUGAUAACCAUUUAAUUAAUUUUAUGUCAUAUUGGUUAAUUGUUUCGACAUGAAAUGUAUUAAUAAAUUCAUCAAAUACGCCCGUCAUUUUUGAUUUUCAGGGUACAGCUAUAAUCACAAUCAUAGCAAUUAUGAAGAAAACGGAUUGCUUUCCCUGAAAUCAAAGAUAACGGCAGAAACAAUAAUUGCAGAAGCCUAAAAUCACACAUACACACACAUACACACACUGUAGUCUUGUCAUGAAAAAUAUUGAAAAUUUAAGAGUCUCUAUGUUCCGGAAAACAUUUUUUCUUUACACAGGAUGGAAGUUUACAAAAAUCGUUAGUUUUCUUUUUAAAAAAAUAUUUUAUGAAAUCUGCUGCACGUUUCAGUUUAAAAACUUCUAAUUACGUCAUCUCAUUUGGUUGUGAUAACUUCCAAACGGUGCCUGGUCCUCUGAGCUGAUAUUCACUUGAAUUAGAUUUUGCGAUUAUUCAUAUGCGAAUGCCCAGUUUGUAAUAAUGUAUGUACAUCCUUAGAAAUUAUUGUAGUCUCGCAUCAGCAAAAAACUGAUGAUAUUGUUAUUUUUCCUUGUGUCUUCUCGUGUACUUUGGAUAGUAUGUACAAUAAUACAAAUGCAUGAUAAUUGUUAAGAAUAAGGACUGAGUUAGAAACAUGAUUUAUUUAAUUUAGCAUUUGUUGUUUACCGAUUCCUCGGAACUUGAUGUGGAACAUUGACGUAAACAUGUCAUACAUUGGUAUUGAGCUGAGUUUUGAAAAUUAGGUAGUUUAUCUGUGAUCUGGCGAAUUAAAAAUUUGAUUACACUUUCGCGCAAGGUUUAGGGAGGAAACUAUUUUUGUACGUAGACGCUAAUGAAACUGAGAUACAUAAUGUAUUUACCUACGUCUAAUACUACCGAUAUUUUAUCAAUACACUACAAUUCGUGUGGAGCAAGUUCUUGGACUGCUUGAAAGUACACACUGAUGAUCAUUCUGUCGUUCUUCAUUAAUUAAAUUAUUUUUUGUGAUUUUAUAUUGAAAAUUCUCGUUAAUAAAAAAAUUGAAAUCGU
Molecule: messenger RNA, 9450 nt
Organism: Orussus abietinus
Lineage: Eukaryota; Metazoa; Arthropoda; Insecta; Hymenoptera; Orussidae
Product: protein dopey-1 homolog
Exons: 27
Coding region: 465-7937 (2490 amino acids)
Biological process (GO): Golgi to endosome transport
Cellular component (GO): trans-Golgi network; endosome
Source: RefSeq, a predicted model, not a curated record